AUGGUUGCUCCACUUCCUCCACCCUCUCUCGAUAUUCAUAAUUCAGUACCCAAGAAUAUAACUAUCCACAUAAAGUCCAUUCGCAUCUCUUCCAGCAAGAGGACAACGUCACCGUUAUCAUCACCGAGAUCGUCAAAGAAUCCUUUCCCCACCCACAAAUGGAAUCCACAUCUGGACGAGUGGAUCAAGCAGGAGAGUAUUGGGUUUUAUGAUGUCGUAGAGUCAUCCCAAGCACCUAAGCACUAUCCUAUUCCAGAGGAUCCCAUAGAUAGAGGGAGAGAUAUUGAUGAGAUGAGGAUCCUCCACACAUACGAUCAUUUGGAGGAGACCCAUUAUGUAGUGAAAUAUCAACAUGUCAUGAUUGAGAGUCUAGAGCAGAAAGUGAGGGAGAUGGAGUUGAGAUUGAUGGUUUCAGAGAUAGAUAGUUCUAGCCAAGGAAAGCUAGGAGCUAUGUUUUUGGGUUUGAGGGAAGGAAAAGUAGUGUAG
Molecule: messenger RNA, 486 nt
Organism: Lactuca saligna
Lineage: Eukaryota; Viridiplantae; Streptophyta; Magnoliopsida; Asterales; Asteraceae
Source: the annotation of a GenBank genome assembly